Molecule: messenger RNA, 1127 nt
Organism: Neodiprion virginianus
Lineage: Eukaryota; Metazoa; Arthropoda; Insecta; Hymenoptera; Diprionidae
Exons: 3
Coding region: 412-918 (168 amino acids)
Source: RefSeq, a predicted model, not a curated record
GAGAGAGAGAGAUAGAGAAAGAGAGUAAAAUAAACAGCAAAUUUCCGGCCCCAUUCGUUGCCGUUUAAAAAGGCAAGAAAGAUUCUAACCAGUUAUACUCUCAGUAACGGAUCCUGUCCGGCUACGAGACUGUGAUCUACAUAUGAUUAUGCAUACCUAUAAAGUCUAGAAGACGUGGGGAUUUUAUCCGAUGUAUCCUACCUACGUGGCCCCCAAACGUAAUUCUGAAUCGAAGAGGUACGGAUCACCGUCAACGUCUGCACUCCCUCUCGCUGCAUCUUUCUCUAUUUUUGUUUUCUCAUUCACUCUUAUUGAAAAGUUCUCAAAGCCAUUUUUGUGUGUACGCUCCAGUGUGUACGUGUGUUUAAUUUAUAUUCCCGAAUCGAAACAGUAAAAGGAUAAGAGAAAAAAAUGGCGAGUCACUGUCGCCCGAAGAUUUUUCAUGUUUUUGUUUUGUUUGCCGCUUUCUGUACUGUUCGAUGCAACAUUUCUCACCCUGUCCAACCGCUUGACGCAGCUCUACCCGCGUUACGUGAAAGUAACGCGGGUGGCAGUUUGUCCGGCGUUGAUGACGAGCCAAAUCCGACCGUAUCUCCGGUUUUCUCGGAUCAGGCGCUUCGUCAAACCUACUACGAGCCUUUUGGUACCUUUGGAUCAUCCAGCAGAAGACGAUGCCCGUUGUGCGACAGUUCAGUGUUUCCUUACUGCGGUGAAAAACUUUUUCACGACGCAUGCUGCUGCACCGAUCCCUACCAGUACCCACUUCCUUACAAGUGCCAAUUAGCCGAUUGCGCCUUUCUUCACGCUAAUACCUGCAGGGAACACAGGCUCAUUGCCAACUGUUGCUGCAGCGACGAGUACAGGUCCUUCGUGAGGGGAAGAGACGCUGCGGUGGCUGAGAAAGCGGUUGAUAAUUGAAAAACGAGAAUCACAAGGGCGGAAGUUUUGGAAACGGCGGAAAAUCAACAUUUUUUCUACGCAACGUUAUUUAUGACGCGUUUCUGAGUGAAAAAAAAAAAAAAAAAAUCGAACCAAUAGCCGGUGAAGAAAAGAAAAUGUAUAAAAAAAAGGGGGAAAAAUAACAACCAACGGUUCGAGGAAGUCGGCCGGAUUCUUAUACCUCCUAA